CAAACAACUCCACUCGGAUAAAACGUCUCUCUUUUUUUCCGCCCUUCCUCACUGAGCCUUGCUUAUCAGGAAACAUGUCAAAGAAGGAAAUUAUCUACUCUGACAAAUACAACGACGACGCCUUCGAGUACAGGCAUGUGGUGUUACCGAAGCAGCUGUCCAAACUGGUGCCCGCCUCGCACCUCAUGUCCGAGGAGGAGUGGCGGGGCCUGGGCGUGCAGCAGAGCCAGGGAUGGAUCCACUACAUGAUCCACAAACCAGAGCCUCACAUCCUGCUCUUCAGAAGGCCUCUCGCCAAGCACUAAUUAAUGCUAGAGCCUGGCUGCCAUUUUGUGUUUUUCUCUUCCUCCUUGUGUAGGUCUUUAUUACAACUUCAUUACAUUGUAAUUGUACAAGGUGAAUUCUGUCCUCUUUGAAAUUCUCUCACAUGAAAGUGAAAAUGUUCUCAUCCGUCACAUGAAGCUUAAGUUGUAUAUUUUGACUACAAUAGUACAUUUGCUCUGUUCUUUUUUGUUUGUGGAUUGAUGGUACAAAAGUUUUACUUUUCGUUUUUUAAGCUUUAUAUAAGUGUACUUUCGUUGUAUUCCAUGGUUGUAAAUAUUAAAUUUAAGUAUUUCUUUUCCUCAACAUGUGUGUGAGUUGAACUAAUUAAAAUAUCAAUACGCCAA
Messenger RNA from Syngnathoides biaculeatus (alligator pipefish), 668 nucleotides. It is a transcript of the gene cks2, whose product is annotated as CDC28 protein kinase regulatory subunit 2. Gene Ontology annotation, cellular component: cyclin-dependent protein kinase holoenzyme complex; SCF ubiquitin ligase complex. The transcript has 3 exons. The record is from RefSeq and is a predicted model, not a curated record. Gene Ontology annotation, biological process: regulation of mitotic cell cycle. Gene Ontology annotation, molecular function: histone binding; protein kinase binding; ubiquitin binding. Lineage: Eukaryota; Metazoa; Chordata; Actinopteri; Syngnathiformes; Syngnathidae. Bases 75 to 305 code for a protein of 76 amino acids.